AUAUGUCUAUUGACAAACGCCCGGCGUGUUGCCAGUGUCAGGGCUGAGGUGUAUUCCAACCUUUAUAGUCUUGACCGUGAGAGUUUCCUUGCAGUACUGGACAAUUACCCGCUGAUGCGACGCACUAUGGAAUCUGUAGCUGCUGAACGACUCAGUAAAAUUGGGCAAAAUCCUGCGAUCGUAAGCAAUCGUGAGGAUUUAAAAGAGGACCUCAGCCUUGUUAAAGAAAUUGUAAGCUCUGUGCAGAGUCCAGGAGAAACUGAUGAGUCAAGUUCAGAAAUAAAUAAUUCUGAUGAUGCGGCUGGGAAUGGUAACCGUUGCAGUGGCGAUAAAGGGGACUAUGCUGGUGGUGGGUCACUCAGCUCACUUUGGUCUAGUCAGCCAAGCGGAGAGGGCCUCAGCAUAACAGGGCAGAUGCGACAACGCUUGCGAUUAAAAAGGACCUCGGCCAAUAAUGGCCGCAAGCGAUUUUGGCGUGCAGCCCCACAAAAGCAUCUACGUCGAGAUAGCUUAGAAGUAGAGGCUGCGGGACUUAUCAUGGAACAGGAAACUUUGGAGAUCGAAAAAGAACGGGUGACUGACCGCACCGAUGGCAUAGACAGAGGCUUGCUGCGUGGAGGUAACCUGAGUAUACCUCACAAAUUAGCUUCUAGACCAAAACGCAGUAUCCAAUGCAGGAAUGGUCUCGGAGGUGUGGCCAAAUUGCUAAGGAAAGCAGCAUCCCGUCAGGGACAUAGUGAUGAGGAAAGUUUGAGUAACUUGGAACAACAAAAAAAUGAUUCCAUAGAACCGAAUAACAAAAUAUCUCAAAUCAGACUUCAACCAUUAAGCAUGGUGAUGCGCAAACACAGCUUCAAAUUCUUAGCCUCUAAAAGAGAAGUAGAACAAGAAGAAAAAAGAAAAAACAACUUGCUUGAAAUACAGUUACCUACCGUUGAGAUGUCUGGUGAAGCUGAAACAUUUACAAGAGCUAAGCAAAAAGAAGGUGAUUCGCUUGCUUUGUUAGUUAGCGAAAAACAGAGCUGGCUAGCAAAGAAGACGCAAGAUAAUAAAAGUAUUUUAACUGGUGAUAAGGAAAAGAAUGAAGGGAUAAAGGAAAAUAAGGAGAAAGGAAGACAAUCAAUAUUAAUAACAAAUAAGGGGGAAAAAUUAACUGAUAUAUCUGAUGAUGAUCGAAAGAAGGGACUUUUUUUGGAAAAGGAAAUUCGAGACCUAGACAUAGCAAAUAGACGCAUUAAAGAAAGAAUGGAUGAAGCUAAGUCAAAAAAGCAUUAUUUAGAGGUCGUCCAAGAUAAAAGAAAGAUUUCAAGAAAUAGCUUGCAAAUCAAUAGACGAAGUUAUAAAGAAAAUACCAAUUGUUCGAGCCAGAAAGAUUUGAACUUGCUAAAAGUGUUUAGUGUUAAGACUUCAGCUCAAUCGAGAUCCAAUGAGUCCCUUUAUUGA
Molecule: messenger RNA, 1443 nt
Organism: Protopolystoma xenopodis
Lineage: Eukaryota; Metazoa; Platyhelminthes; Monogenea; Polystomatidea; Polystomatidae
Source: the annotation of a GenBank genome assembly